Messenger RNA from Dovyalis caffra, 1128 nucleotides. The record is from the annotation of a GenBank genome assembly. Lineage: Eukaryota; Viridiplantae; Streptophyta; Magnoliopsida; Malpighiales; Salicaceae.
AUGGAGGAAAGCAACCAUACUGGAUGUUCAAAAACAAGUGCAUCUCUUCAAGAUCAAGACGAGAGUGUGAGUGGAGAAAAUGAUGAAGAAGAAAGUAGGCCUAUAAAGGGAGGAAGUUCAAGCAACAGCACGGUCGAAGAGAGCGAAAAGAAGUCUUCAUCAGUGAGGCCCUAUGUUAGAUCCAAGAUGCCAAGGCUCCGUUGGACACCAGAGCUUCAUCUUUGUUUCAUUAAAGCUGUGGAAAGACUUGGUGGCCAAGAAAGAGCGACUCCUAAACUGGUUCUUCAAUUAAUGAAUGUUAACGGACUUAGCAUUGCUCAUGUCAAGAGCCAUCUACAGAUGUAUAGAAGCAAGAAGGUAGAUGAUCCAAGUCAAGGCAUGGCUGAUCAUAGGCAUCUUGUGGAAAGUGGAGAUCGCAAUAUUUAUAACCUCAGCCAACUUCCCAUGCUGCAAGGAUACAAUAACCAACGCCAUAAUACUAGCUUCAGGUAUGGAGAUGCUUCUUGGAAUACUCGUGAGCAUUUUAUUUAUAACCCUCAUGUGGGUCGGUGUUUAAUCGAUGGAACAAGAACAGGAUUCUAUGGAACAGUAGCUGAGAGGAUCUUUGCAAGCAGCAACAAUAAUAGCAACUGGAGUGCCAAUUCUUGCAAGUUCCAAAUGGGUGCUUCUUCUUUGAGUGCACAAUCUAAAUGGAAAAAUGAAGAGCUAAAAGGUGAUCAAUUACCACAACCAUUGCACAAUAAUAAACUCUGGCAAUCCCAAUCAAGUUCAAGCCUCAUUGAGGCUAGCGCAAAACCUCAAAUGCAAGCCGAAGUAGGGGAGAGUGGUGCUUUUUUAAUUAAGAGGUGUCUCUCUUCAGAUUCAAAAUCAACAACUGAUGUACAAGAGUGGAAGACACUGAAAAGAAAGGCUGCAGAUUGCAAUCUAGAUUUGGACUUGUCUCUGAAGCUAACACCAACAAAAGAUCAUGAUAGCCAGCGAAGUUUGCAAGACAGCACUGAAGUUAACAGUGAUUUAUCUCUCUCUUUGUACUCACCACCAUCCUCAAAGUUUAGCAGAUUGAAGACAGAAGGGGAUGGCAACAAAAAUCAAGCAAAAAGGGCAAGUACUCUAGAUCUGACUAUAUGA